Messenger RNA from Phymastichus coffea, 2785 nucleotides. RefSeq names its product serine/threonine-protein kinase PAK 1 (gene Pak3). The coding region runs from base 522 to 2078 and encodes 518 amino acids. Gene Ontology annotation, molecular function: protein serine/threonine kinase activity; ATP binding. Gene Ontology annotation, cellular component: cytoplasm. The transcript is spliced from 2 exons. NCBI's taxonomy places the organism in Eukaryota, Metazoa, Arthropoda, Insecta, Hymenoptera, Eulophidae. The record is from RefSeq and is a predicted model, not a curated record. Gene Ontology annotation, biological process: regulation of MAPK cascade; intracellular signal transduction; protein phosphorylation.
UCGUCAUCAUUCCGAUGUCCGUCCUCGGUUCCAUGAUUGUACACAUACACACACAUGUUUUACACCCGCACACUAUAAAAAGUUUGUUGCUGCAUUCUUUCUACUUCCUUUUAAUCGUGUGCGCUGUUAAGAGUAUGAAAUCUCUCAAGACUUGAUGUCGAUGAGCAUCUAUAAUAGAAGGUAUCUCUCUUUCUUCCUCUCUCUCUCUCUCUCUCUCUCUCUCUGCGGGAGACUCCAUUGAGUCGAUGUGUGUGCGCGCUCGCAAGAAAACAAUGAGAGCCUUGUUUGCAAAUGGCAUCUUGGCGUAAAGGAACAAGCGGCGACAUCACCUUGGCAAGGAACUCAUUGGAAGGAUGGGUGUGAUGCUUUUAGCAAAAUAACGAAUCCUGAGUUCCAUCCCCGUUAAUCUGUGCCAAUAGUAUUGGUAACGUCUUGCACAUGUAUAUGUAAAUAUUGUGCCUGCUUUGUAUAUAUUUUUUUACGAUCCUUUUGUCGUGGUGAAGCUUUUACUUGUGUGAAAAAUGAGUCUGAAUCUUGUUAAGUUUUUCUCCAAAAAGAAACAUCAUAGCUCGCAAACGAACGACACAGUGGGAGAGAUUGGCUUGCCCACUAAUGUUUCUCAUCAAUUUCAUGUGAGUAAAAACGCCCAGACAGGUCAAUUGGAGGGCUUACCAGAUUCUUGGAUUCGUCUGCUUAACACACAAAUUACAAAGUCUGAACAGAAUGAACAUCCUGCGGCAGCUCUACAAGCCAUUAAAUUUUAUAAUUAUUCCAUUAAGAAAAAACCGACACCACAGGAAGAAGUAUUUAAGCCUUUUGUUACAGAAGAUGUCAUUGAAGAAGAAUCCAUAGAAAUUGAUAAAAUUUUAGCUAAGAAAUGCAAAGCAUCUAGAGAUUCGGAUGGAUCAACAUCUGCCAGUUCCACAGAUAGUCAAUUGCAUAGGCUACCACCUGAUCUUCCUCCUAAAAUCAAGAAGCCACCAAAACCAGCUCCUAGAACUUUCGUGGAGCGCAAAGAGAAAACAUUUACAGAGAUUCUUGAGGAUCUUGACAACUGUCAAAUAGAAGAUUAUGAUCAGUUACCGCAAGACAGCAAUGGAAAUAGUAGACCAGUGGAAAACAAUGUGGUUUUGCACGAAGAAAGUCCAGUACUUAGAAGAAAAACCAAUAGCUCAGCUCCUUCAAUGAGUGACGAAGAAAUUUAUGAAGAGCUUCGAAAUAUAUGUCAACCUGAUGAUCCACAAUUAAGAUUUGAAAGAAGCAAAGAGGUUGGAGCUGGUUCUUCUGGCACAGUAUUCAUAGCUACAGAUUUGUCGAAUAAUCAAAGAGUAGCUAUUAAGGAUAUUGAUUUAGCAAAACAGCCUAAAAAAGAAUUAAUGCUGACAGAAAUCAAAAUUUUAAAAGGCUUCAGACACCCAAAUUUGGUAAACUUUUUAAACUCAUAUCUAGUCGAUGAUCAUCUAUGGGUGGUAAUGGAAUUAUUAGAAGGUGGUCCACUAACAGACGUUGUAACAGAAACUGUGAUGAAAGAAGCUCAAAUAGCUGCUGUUUGUCGUGAAGUUCUCAAAGCAAUAAGUUUUUUGCACUCUAAAGGAAUAAUUCAUAGAGAUAUUAAAUCAGACAAUGUUCUAUUAGGGAUGAAUGGAGCUGUAAAAGUAACAGACUUUGGAUUUUGUGCUAAUAUUGUUGGAGAUGAGAAGCGACAAACAAUGGUAGGAACGCCUUAUUGGAUGGCUCCUGAAGUAGUUACAAGAAAACAGUAUGGAAAAAAAGUUGAUAUUUGGUCUUUAGGAAUUAUGGCUAUUGAAAUGAUUGAAGGUGAACCACCUUAUAUGAAAGAAACCCCAUUAAGAGCAUUAUAUUUGAUAGCAGCUGUUGGUAAACCUCAAAUACCGAGUUGGGAUACUCUUAGUCCAAACUUUCAAAACUUUCUGGAAAGGUGUCUGGCUGUUGAAGUUGAUGAGAGAGCAACAGCAGAUGAGUUAUUAGUACAUCCUUUCCUCGAUAAUUGUGCAGAGCUUAUUACUUUAAGUCCAUUAAUUCGUGCUGCACAAAAGAUUUUGCACAAAGUUUAUUAAAUUUUAUGAUAUGCUUCAAUUUAUCAACUUUAUUCUGAAUUUUGAACAGGUUUAUAAUAGCCUAGAACAGUAUAUACUAUAUUGUGAACAAAUGUUUUGAUUCUAACCCAUCAUUCUUUGUUGAACUAGGAUUGACAGUUUUAAAACUAUUAUUUAAAACUCUGCUAUUUAAUUAAGAUUUCUAAAUUUUACAAAAAGGUUAUCAAUGAUAUGAGUGAUUUUAUGAAUUGUAUAUUAAUAAUUUUAGACAAUAUCACUCAUGAAAGCAAUAUAUUAAAUGAUGUAACAUUCCUGGAAAAGUCUGAAAGAGUGUAAUUUUGUAGGAUCCAAUACUUCAUUAGUAAUUUUUAAGUUCACAAAUAUCAGAAAUCAAGCUUAUGUAGUCUUAUAAAUGUAAAGUACCGUACUUAUUUUUAAAAUUUUAAAUCAAAAUUUAAAUUUUUAUAAAAAAAAAAGAGUAUACAAUGUGCGAGAUUUAAAAGCUUUAACCAUUGAAGAGAUGUAUUACAGGAAGUAUUAUACGUGGUACAGAAGACUAAGCAUUAAAGUGCUCAAUUUUAUAUAUUUUAUAAUGAACUUUCAUAUGAAUUUACCAAACUUUUGUAAAAAUGUACGCAUGUGUAUGUCAUUUGUGUGAAUUAUAAAUUGUCAUGUGCCUAAAGAGCAUAUAAUUGCUCAAUGAUAUUCAACCAUAUUACUAUAAGCUA